Molecule: messenger RNA, 4043 nt
Organism: Anopheles moucheti
Lineage: Eukaryota; Metazoa; Arthropoda; Insecta; Diptera; Culicidae
Gene: mwh
Exons: 7
Coding region: 325-3468 (1047 amino acids)
Biological process (GO): cortical actin cytoskeleton organization; regulation of cell shape; cell migration
Cellular component (GO): cytosol
Molecular function (GO): actin filament binding; small GTPase binding
Source: RefSeq, a predicted model, not a curated record
UCCAGCCGUGACUCAACCGCAAUUGGUUUCGGUUAGAUGAAUUUGUGUUUUUUUUACGUUCCUUAGUAUGUUCAAAGUUGCCUGCAGGAAUAAUAAGCUUUAGGUUACUGUUACUCAGUGCAAAUAUUGACCGAUUGAUAUAAUUGCAUCGUACGUUCAGAAUUAGUUGCGCGAUGCUAAGCAAAUUGCCACCAAUUAGCAUCGAUGCGAGCUAGGCAUGCAGUGUUAUGGUUGAUUAAUUGACGAAUCUGGCAGCCUCAUAAUACACGCAAACUGCUCACAUGCACAUGCAGUUGGUGUUGCACGGUUUGUGCUAAUAGAACGAUGGGGAAUAUUAUGAGCAGCAGCGACUCGACGCUACCGAGACAGCAGACAAGAAAUGGUAGUGGACGCUACCGAACGACACCUCGCGAGCAUAUGGACUACACUAGCACCAAGCGAUGCUACUUUGAGGAUGAUGUGAACAGUCAGCCAAAUAGUCAUGAAACUUGCCACAAUCGGCAACAGUCACCGAAUGCGGAAAGUUCCCGCAUGCUGUUUUUGCUGUACCUGAUCCAUCGGACGUGGAACGUAGUGGUUGAUAGCGUGGACCAGAAGGGAAAAAAAACACGCUUGGGACUUCCAGAGUCAGAAAAUUCAAGACCUCCAAAAUGUCUGUACGAUGAAAACUUUGAUAGCGACCUCAAUCUGACGGAUCUGGACGAUCAGUCGAGCAUGUACGGUUCGCAAUACACAUUCUGCACCUGCAGCUACUGCGAAGAAGAAUCGGAACGCGAUCACUUCAACAACGUUGCCGGAAAUCGAUUUUCCUUUUGUGAAAGUGACCUAUCCUACUGCUUGUACCAGAUGGCGCCAAGCGCUGGGAAAAGUCCACCGGGCGGGACGCAGAUCGGACCACCGGAUACGAACGACGCAUCGCUGGGAUGGAAUGCAAAUGUCAAGCAGGAAAACCAGCGACCGCCAGUGUUCAACCCAGAGGACUAUGUAAUUUCGCUCAAGAAGUACGGUCGCCGGGGUUCGAAUGGGAACUUCAAGUCCAUCUACGACACCACCGUCAAUGAGGAUGCGGCGAAACAGGACAAAUCGAACGAUAAUGUACGGUCGCAAACCUUACCACACAAAAACUCGGACUACCGUUCCCCAAUACCGGCACCGCCAGAAAUGGAUGCAGAAAUGUCUCUGCGUCAGUUUGGUUCCGUGACGGAUCUGCUCACCAAACUGCGCGCAGAUCUACGGGCAUCGUUUCCAAGCUUUGUGCAGGAGUUUGUAUCGAGCCCGCUGGAUGGUGUCAGCCUGCUGUUGGAAGUUUUACGAGCGGUUCAGCUCAGCCAAAGUGCACCGAUGAGCGGCACCACCACGAUGCCACCCGGCGGCAUGGCACGAAAUAAUCAAUCGUAUCAGCGGCGUGCUCUGCUGGAUGAGUUGGCGUGCUUACAAUGUUUAAGCAUCUGCUGCACGAGAAGUCCCGAGGCUGGUACGCGGCUCGGCACAACGCCGAUCGGAUUGCUUCCGCUGGCCGCCGCAGCAACCGGUACGGGGAUACGCUCCCGCAUCGUCGCCCUGCAGCUGCUCACCAUUGCCUGCGACAAGUCAGCGCUGGGCGACGGAACGCAGCGCUUGCAGCUGCACGGACAUACGGCCGUGUCGGAGGCACUGUCGACGCUUCGCCUGCGCUGUGCCGAACCGGUACGAUUUCGGCUGCUGGUCGGGAUGCUGAACAGUGGCGGUGGUUCCGGUGAGCUGCAAGCGAUCGGGAUGCGCUUCAUCAACACGUUUCUCGAGAGUUCGGAAAACGUGCAGACACGGUUGUACCUGCAGGCGGAACUGUACCAGGCCGGGCUGGAUCCGUCCCAGAUGUGUAAAACCAUCUCGUCGACCUCGCCAUGGCUGGAGCGGCUUCGGCUCGAGGUGAAACGCUGGGAUGCGAUACGGAUCGAUAUCGAGCAGUUGCAACUGCAGGCCCGUUCCGCCGAACAGGUGCGCAGCCGUUUGGUCAUCCUGGAGCGUCGAGUACAAAUACUGCACGAGGAAAAAACCGUCUUGACGACGAUGGAGCGACGGCUGCAGGAACGCUGUGCGGAGCUGCAGCGGGAGGUGCUGCGUCUGAAGGGCACCGGCAGUAAUGGUAGCGGUGGUUCGAAAGCUCACGAAAGCUCGAACACUUCCAGUCUGGAAAAGCGACCGGUGGCUUUGCCGCGCCAGGUACCGCCACAGGCCAAACGAAACAACACGUCGGAGAAUGACGAUGAGGGUAUUAGCAGCUCGGAGACCGGACAAUCGUCGACGCCGGAACCGCCACGUCUGUACCCAGCGAAGAACGGUGGUUCCAGUGCGGGUUCGCACAAGUUUAGCAUAUCGCUAACGCAGGAAAGUACCGUCCCAAUGCAUGAGCUAAACGGCAACGGUGAGGAUGAUACGAACGCAACGAUCGAGGAUGUGAUCGAGGAGCUGCAGAAUAUUGUCAACGAUGCGGAGCGCGAAAUUUCCGACCAGAACGAGAUCCUGUUCCAGCAGGUGGAUGGCAUACCCGAGCAGGCGCUUUACAGUUUGGAAAUCUCGAAUGAGCAUGAAAUAGUACCGGUAAACCUGUUGCCCCAACCGCCCCGCAAAUCGCGAUCGUUGGCCCAUUUGAUCUCGAACCCGUCCGACGGCGAAGGUUCGGGAUACGAUUUGAUGGUGGUCAAUAACGAAACGAAGGUGGACUUUUUUGAUGACGAUGAGGACACGGGUGUCGGCAAGGGGAAGCAUCCUUUCGGUGAGGAGAAUGGUACGAGCCGGUACUUCGAUAUCACCGCUACGCCCUCGGCCAUGGAAGUUCCGCCGGAAGUGCAUGCGGGCAUUAUUCCAGGGCCGGAUGUGAUCCACUCAACGGCGGAAGCAGUCACUGCGUCGGUAACGGCCCUGCAUCAAUCGCGCGGCCGACAUCCUUCGGCGAAAGAUUCGAACCGAGCCAUACUGAACGUCAUAAUGGACGCGCGCGACAAAGAAUCGCGCCUGCUCAGAGCACAGUCGCUCGAGCGCGAGCAACAUAUUGCGCAGGCUGCAACGCCACAGCAGUUUAACGGUGUGUUCUUCAUGACCGACAUGAACAGUGCCGGCAAGUAUCCAAAGCCGGACAUAACUGCCGCCCUCGAGGCGAAGAAGGUGACCAAGAAUUUAGAUCGAAUGGGCGCGUACGGGGUCGAUUCCAUGAUCGACAUCGUCAUGACGAAUGAACAGCGACUAAAUAAAGCGAACGCGUACGCUAAAUCACGUAUGGCCGCUGCCACCGGGCCGCCUAAUCCGGCCAACGGUGCCAUCCCGAGCAAGCUGACCGGGAACAACAAUUUCAAGCUGCGGCCAAACACCGGCACCACACACCACCAGCCGACCUUCGCCAUUGGCACUGGAAUGGUGCGCGAAGCAAGCCGCAGCCAAACGAACAUCGGUGGCUCCAAAGUAACAGACUUACCGUCUGGAUUGUAUUAGCAAAGGAUUACGAACCGGGCAAGGUAACGCUCUUGCCGGUUUGAUGAAUCGUACUCAAACUAUGCUGCUCAAUAUUUUUUGGUUCGUUUUAAUAGACACUGUCGUGCAAUAUACUAUUUAUUCUUUUAAAAAUCGUUUUUAUGUCCCACUAGUGAUAGCCGCCGCAAGCAACUGACUUUUUUGAUUACUCAUAAGAAGCUUAAUGAAUGCGUUACAAGCAUGCAAUCGUCGUUUUGUGCUUGAACGAUGAAAUGAAAUGAACGUGAACCCGGCAAUUGUUACAGGCCUGGGCUUUCUACGUUUGACAACAUAUGAACAAUUUCACUUCCACGAUAUGGGGUUAGUUCUUUCGCAAAACAAAUGCGCUAUUUUCUUUACAUUAAGGAUUUGGGUAUGCAAAAGUAAUAAAAACAAGAACUCAAUUUGAUAUACCGGAACAGAAAGGUAGCAUAAGUAUUUUGUUUUUAUGGUUUUCUCAAAACAAGAUUACUCUAGAACAAGAUUGUAAUUAAUAUGUUUUCAAUAAAAGUCUAUAAAAUCUUAAGUAAGAUAUACAAUUAUGGUAACUUAACUUA